Folsomia candida is the source of this 1642-nucleotide messenger RNA. It is a transcript of the gene bug, whose product is annotated as thioredoxin domain-containing protein 15. Lineage: Eukaryota; Metazoa; Arthropoda; Collembola; Entomobryomorpha; Isotomidae. The transcript has 6 exons. Bases 234 to 1355 code for a protein of 373 amino acids. The record is from RefSeq and is a predicted model, not a curated record. Gene Ontology annotation, cellular component: cilium. Gene Ontology annotation, biological process: cilium assembly.
GUCCGUUUGUGCAUUUGCAAUUUCUAUAGUCAAUUUUUCCCUGAACAUAACAAAUUAUUUGUAGAACAGAUGCACGAAUAUUAAUUGUUAAUCGUCAGAUUUAAGAUAAGCAGUAAAGUAAAGAAUCCUUAACACGAAUUAGGUUGUUUUCAAUUUACGUAUAUAUUAUUCAAAAACAAAAUAAUACGUUCAAAUAAUACAGUGUAUUGUUGCUUAAAUUUGUAAUUCUGACAAUGCUGGCCAAAAAAUUACUGCUCGCGAUGGGAGUGGUGCUCAUUUCAAUUCAUGUACAGUGUGACGAGGACGAGGAGGUUGCGGCAGGUGUGGGAGGAGUUGUGGACGAUGUGGUGGAUGUAAUUCCAACUGCCGUCGCCACAGUGUACGAGGAAAAAGAAAAUGUUGUCACUAUAAACGCCUCGGCGUCAGAUCCACCGAAUAGCACUGCGUCGUCGACUGACGAGAAACAGGAUGUCACGGCAAAACCCGUUAAAGUUCAGGUGGCUUGUUGGGACUAUAGGAAAAUUUACUCAUAUCCUGAAACUAUAGAUGACGACGAGGCAUCGAAUAAUGACACUGUGAGCAACAGCGUACCACCACUUGAAGAGGAAAUACUAGCAGAACCUAUUGUCGAAGAAGAAGAGGUGUCAGCUGCGGCAACGGAAAUAAAUGAAUCAGAAAAUGAUGCUGUUCCGUCGGAAGAAACAAGUUCAGGUUCGGAUGUGGGUGUGGGAGAUGAAGUUGUAGGCACUGCACCACCCCAUCCUUUGGGAAUAGUAAACAAAACAGUUGAGCUGGUCAACGUGACAUAUUUGAUGAAUGACGUACUGUAUCAAAAUCCAGCCGUGAGGAGCAAGUCCACUCCUGGAAAUUGUACACUCGUUCUCUUUUUUACAUCCUGGUGUCCCUUUUGCGCCAAAGCUGCACCUCAUUUCAAUGCACUGCCCAGAGCUUACCCUCCUCUUCGUGUGGUAGCGAUUGAUGUUCAAAAACAGAAAACAGUUUCCACGUACUUUGGAAUUCUUGGCGUUCCAACUGUCGUCUUGUUUCAAAAUGGAAAACUUAUUGCCAAGUUCAACGAUUCUCAGUUUACACUCAACAAGUUCUCAGAGUUCAUUGAGUACUUUACAGAUUUGAAGCAUGAGGAGAGGAUGAAUGUGACAGCCAAGGAUUUCGAAGGCCCCUUGCCCUCAUUGCCGGAACGUGCAAAGGAUUUGUAUCUCUUGCUGGCCUGGAUAUUCCUUCUCGUAACGUGCGCACGUUACAUCACGAAAUCUGCGAUUUGGUGGAGAUUCGUCGAAUUUGUUAGUGCGACUUGGAGAGAAGCAGAGCUUCAGGCACAUGAACACGCCGACUGAAUGUUUCUCAGCAAAUUUGAUCUCUCCAUAUCUGUGAUAAUUAUAGUCGUUUGUAUAAUAUAGAAUCCACAUAUGUUAUAUUAGAAAACGCAUGAUACAACCUACACCAGGCCAAAUUAUAGAAAUUUUUGUUAUUGGUACCCUAUGCAUGGUUGGUAUAUUUGUCUCAUUCAAAAUGUCAGUAUGAAAUAUUGUUGACUAUUUUUUUCAGAAUACUAGAGAGAAUAUAUACAAAAUUGUACAAUAUUUGUGAAUAUUAUAAAUAAAUCCUUUUAUAUAUCAAUCAA